CAGCUACCCCAUCAAUCACCGGCAUUUAUAUAUAUUCCAUGGAACGUAAACCAACUGCACCUCCGCGGCGAGUAAUGGUGGUGGCCGAUCCAACCCGGGAAUCAGUGGGUGCACUCCAAUAUGCGCUUUCUCAUGCAGUACUCGAACACGAUGAAUUGAUCCUUUUCUUUGUUGAGAACCAAAAUACAUGGAGGAAUGCAUUUAUGACGUUACUCAAAAUACCUAGCAUCGCCUCUGUGGCUUUUGCUACCAUGUCCUUCGAAGGAACCGUAGGGGAGGACGUGGAUUUUCUUAAGGAAAUGAAGAAAGUUUGCGAAUGCGUACAACCAAAACUACGUGUCCGUGUAGAGAGGUUGGCAAUGGAGGAAGUCAGAGACAAAGCACACACCAUUCUACAUCAAAGCGACGUUCUUGGGGUCGAUACCAUAGUUGUAGGGCAACGAAGGAAAAUUUCAAUGGAUAUUUUAGGAUCACAUACGUGGCCUGGAGGGCGAGGGGUGAAAGGCAUAGACACGGCGGACUACUAGAUCGAAAAUAGCAAGCGGACUUGUGUUGCAGUACAGAAAAAGGGGUUAGACGGAGGCUACCUUCUCAACUCAAGAACCCACAAAAAUUUCUGGCUUCUGGCUUAA
Messenger RNA from Pyrus x bretschneideri (Chinese white pear), 632 nucleotides. RefSeq lists its product as uncharacterized. The record is from RefSeq and is a predicted model, not a curated record. Lineage: Eukaryota; Viridiplantae; Streptophyta; Magnoliopsida; Rosales; Rosaceae.